Molecule: messenger RNA, 1179 nt
Organism: Mesocestoides corti
Lineage: Eukaryota; Metazoa; Platyhelminthes; Cestoda; Cyclophyllidea; Mesocestoididae
Source: the annotation of a GenBank genome assembly
AUGGAGGAGUGGGGCAAGACAUCUCAGGGUAUUCCCAUUCAGCGCAUUACAAUUCGUCCCACAUUAAGUGAGAAACUCGCCACGGGACCGGAAGCUGAAGUGUGGACAAAAGUCCGAGCGUUAAUCAUAACCUACGGUGCUGCGAUUCAACAAUUGUGGAUACCGGGUUUCACCGACAGUGGGGGCAAAAAAAAGAAUGGUCUAAGUGUUGCUGAUGUUGUGCUCGGGUACUCGGAUCUUACCGGUUACGAAAAGAACCCUUCCUACCAGGGCGUAAUCGUUGGCAGGGUCGCAGGUCGCGUGAGUAAUGGCAAAUUCACCUUGCCGAUUGAGCUAGACCCUUCAAUAUCGACCGUUUAUAAGCUGUCCAAAAACCAACAAAAGAAGCAUUGUCUACACGGAGGAAACACUGGACUGUCAUUCCGCGCCUGGCAGGUAGUGGAGCGCAAACAAGAUAGUGUGAGACUCAAGGUGACUUCGGUGGAUGGCGAGGACGGCUUUCCCGGCAACCUCACAGUCUACGUUACGUACCGUCUGAGUUUGGACGAGGAGACACACCAGCUUCACCUUGGCAUCGACUACUUCGCGAGUAUCACUGACGGAAUCUGCCCCAUAAACCUGACAAAUCACACGUACUUCAACCUGGCAGGUCACCGAGCUGGACCCGACGCCCUUGACCGCCAUUUUGUUUGCAUCAAAGCCGAUAAAAUGUGCGAAUUCGAUGGUGAGAACAUACCAACCGGUAGAUUACUCAAAGUUGGUCGUGUGGAUGGGACCGAUCUUAGACACAUGAUAUGUCUAAAGGAGGGACUUAGAAAGAUUCACCCUCCUCCCCAUCAAGGUUUCGACGAUUUCUACGUGUUCAGGGACCUACCCGAAGAGGACUCCAAGGUCACCGUAAAUGAGCCCAACUCCUGUCGUCGAAUAGACCUGUUCACCGAUCAACCAGGGGUGCAGUUCUACACGGGUAAUUAUCUGGACCCAAAAUCCGACCCGGUGGGCAAAGACACAUUUAGCUACCCACCACAUGCAGGAUUCUGCCUGGAGGCGCAAGGCUUUCCUGACGCAGUCAAUCGAUCGAACUUCCCUAAGCGGUUUGUCGCACCAUGUGGAAGAAGUUACACUCAAAAAACAAAGUACGUAUUUUCAGUGCAAAGGAACGAAAAUCACCACCAAUAG